Hydractinia symbiolongicarpus is the source of this 1854-nucleotide messenger RNA. Its product is annotated as N-terminal Xaa-Pro-Lys N-methyltransferase 1-A-like. NCBI's taxonomy places the organism in Eukaryota, Metazoa, Cnidaria, Hydrozoa, Anthoathecata, Hydractiniidae. Bases 70 to 765 code for a protein of 231 amino acids. The record is from RefSeq and is a predicted model, not a curated record. The transcript has 10 exons. Gene Ontology annotation, cellular component: cytoplasm. Gene Ontology annotation, biological process: N-terminal protein amino acid methylation. Gene Ontology annotation, molecular function: methyltransferase activity.
AAAAAACUCACACUAUUUCUAGGUCCCUGAGUUUAAGCCACAAUAAACAAUAAACAAAACAAAAUAAACAUGUCUUCUUCUUCUAAGGAGGUAACGAAAAAAAUGAAAAAUCGAGACAAAUGGUAUGGCGAUGCAGCAGAAUUCUGGGAAAAUGUGGAUCCUUCUGUCUCUGGAAUGUUACAAGGAUUUGAACGUAUCUCAGAUAUCGAUGUACUUGGAUCAAAAGAGUUUCUUAAAGAACUUCAGGAGGAGAAUAUUCUAAAAUCAAAUCUAUAUAGAGCUGCAGACUGUGGUGCGGGCAUAGGACGAGUUUCCAAACAUUUUCUCAUGAAUCAUUUCGAAGUUGUGGAUAUAGUGGAACCAUGUGAAAAAUUCUCGAAUGAAAUACACACUUACUUGGCUGAUGAAAAGUUAAGUUCAAAAGUUGGAAAAAUCUUUAACGAAGGCUUGCAGACAUUUACUCCAAAACAUAAACAUUACGAUGUUAUAUGGAUACAAUGGGUUGUUGGUUAUUUAACGGACGAAGAUUUCGUGACAUUUUUACUUCGUUGUAAGGAGGGGCUGACUGAUGACGGGUGUAUUGUUAUCAAGGAUAAUUUAUCCCGAUAUUCGCCCGUUUUGGACGAGGAAGAUAGCAGUGUGACAAGGACCUACGCCGGAUACCUAAAAAUAUUUGACACAGCAGGGAUGACUUUGCGUAAAAGAGUAACACAAAAAGAUUUCCCAUCACAAUUAUUUGGUGUUCACAUGUUUGCACUGACUUGAGAUAAACUGUAGCUAUUAAGCAUAAAUGCCUGAUCGUGAGCUGGGUGGCUUUGUAUGGUGGUACACGUGGGCUUGCUGAUUUGUUUGUGGUUCAUAAUUCAAACACCAUUAUUUUUAUACUGUAAAUAGACGACGCAGCAAAGAUGAUAUAUUAUAUACAACGGGGCCCGCUAAUAACAGUUACUUUUCCACAACAGUAACCUUAACGGACAGUAAAAAUUAGUCUGGACAGUUUUUUACAGUUGUAAUCUUUUAAAUACACCUUUGUCAAACGAUUCCUCAAAUUAUAAGGAUAACCGGUAAUCUUUUUAACAGUGAAUCGGCCGUAAAGAAAAAAAUUAGGAAGGAAACUGCAGCUCUUGUUUGUGAGUUUGACACAAUUAUCAAAUCCUUAAAAUGCAAUGUUUUUAUUUGCGUAUCGCUGUUUUAAACUGGAAGAAAAUGUUUCAAAUAUAUUUUUGACUGUGGGCGUGUGCUCAAAAACGUGCGUGUAAAAAAACGAAAACACAAUACUCAUCACAACUUUCAGCUCCAAUCAACGGCUAGUUAAAAUCGCUUCCUAAAUGUGAGCGCUAAUAAUACGUCAAUGUAACUGGGCUUUUAUUAACGUAUCAGCGGUAAAGGCUGUUUUCCCCUUUGAGAAGAUUUUUUCCGCAAAUACAAAACAGACAGUUGUGCAAGUGUGAACGUUUUAAUGGUUUUAUUUGAAUUAAGGUUACUGUAAAGGAAAAAACUCACUUGAUGAGUAGUCUCAGAGAAAACCCUUAUAAUUUAUCAAUACUGUUAUAUUUUUUUUUAUAUUUUUUUGUUUCUGAAUGCUUGAUGAAAGACUUUUUUGAUGGUGUUAUUUUCGUGAGAUGGUAAUUUUCCAAAAAGAAAAUGUAAUGAAAUAAACACACACCAAUUUUUUUCACCGUACGUUUUGAAAUGGCUUCUUUUUCCGAACGCGUGGUCGCAGACUUCUCGUUUUCGCACCAUUAUAUUCAGCAUAAAUUAAAUUCAAAAAGGUUCCCGGUUUUUUUUUUCUAAUAACGUUAUGAAAUUAUUUGUAAUUAUAUAUAAUCAUUCAAAAAAAUGCAUAUUUUUUUC